This is a messenger RNA of Sclerotinia borealis F-4128, 627 nucleotides long. The record is from the annotation of a GenBank genome assembly. NCBI's taxonomy places the organism in Eukaryota, Fungi, Ascomycota, Leotiomycetes, Helotiales, Sclerotiniaceae.
AUGGCAUCCAAUCCUCCACAUAAACAAACAAUGCUCCUCAGCAAAAGAAUAUCCACCUUCUUACAAAACAAUAUAUCACCACAUCUUCAUACACUAAUGCUCCUGACACCAACCGGCAAACUCCUCAGUACCUCAUCAACUUCCCCAGCAUCAGUCUUACGUCACCAAGGGACACUCGCCUUAUCACUGUGGACACUCUACUCACCAUUUCCUUCGCGAACCGUGUCAGAUGCGCUGCCAUCCAAUGGCUCUACCUCAAAUGGCCAUGAUACCAAACCUCGAGAAACCAAAAGUAUAUUAAUACAAAUGGAAUUCGGCAUAAUGGUAAUACGAAGACUAGCCUGUGGAUUAUUAUUCGUGGCAAUAGGGCCAGGACCCAGUGUAUCAGGAACAACAACACCGCAGAUCCAAAGAGAGGGUUUAAUAUCAAUAUCGCAACCGGGAUCACCGGAUGAAGGACAUGAGAGGGAAAUUAUAAGGAAUGGAGAGGGAAGUGAGACGGGGAGUUUGAGGAGUGCGAGGGGAGGUGGAGUGGGUAUUAUGGGUAUGAGGAGACAGGCUGAAGAGUUGGGGAAGUGGUUGGAGGGGGCAUUGGAUGGAUUGAAAUUGAGUCCUGCGGAUCGAUAA